Messenger RNA from Dovyalis caffra, 645 nucleotides. The record is from the annotation of a GenBank genome assembly. Lineage: Eukaryota; Viridiplantae; Streptophyta; Magnoliopsida; Malpighiales; Salicaceae.
AUGGAAAAAAAGAAAGUGGUAUGGGGCGAAUACAGCCUUAAGCAGAUAUUGGAAAUUGGAGAUGCAAGUGCGAAAGACCAAGCUAUUCCAUACAAGCCAGAAAAGACAGGAGGAGCCGUUGUUAUAGAGAAAGUCAUGAAGUACGACGAAUGGUAUGAUGCCCUCGAAGAUCCCGCCCUGAAGGAUACUCUUAUUAGAUCGUAUUCAAAUCUGAGGGGACUAUUUGAAGAUCUCAAGGUUGCAAAAGAUAGGCAAUCGAACAAAGAGUCUAUUGAAGAGAUGCGCGAAGCAGCCGGUUUGCAUUUUAGAUCUGGGAAUCAACGAGUGAAGAAGCCAGUUGUUCUGAGCGAUCCUGAAACAGGGAAGAAAGAGCUCGGGGAAAAGGCUUGCAAAGAAUCUCCUGAUUCAAGCCUUGGGCGAAGGGUGCCACGGCUUUUUGGCGCUUCAGAAGAUUAUUCCCUGAAGUCUGACCCAUGCAAGCAAGUCAAUCUCCUUACGUUAGAUAAUGCUCUUAUCAAUGUGAGCGAAGAUGACGGGGAUACGGCAAAGAAAUCGUGGGGCAGUAUGUUGCCCAUCCAUCAACUCUUCGAGGAGAGAUUUUCUUCCUUCCUAACAUAUUCCCACAAGAUAGUUAAAGCCAGCUGA